Messenger RNA from Neoarius graeffei (lesser salmon catfish), 1624 nucleotides. RefSeq names its product aldolase C, fructose-bisphosphate, a (gene aldoca). The record is from RefSeq and is a predicted model, not a curated record. Gene Ontology annotation, molecular function: fructose-bisphosphate aldolase activity. Gene Ontology annotation, biological process: glycolytic process; fructose 1,6-bisphosphate metabolic process. Bases 107 to 1201 code for a protein of 364 amino acids. Lineage: Eukaryota; Metazoa; Chordata; Actinopteri; Siluriformes; Ariidae. The transcript has 9 exons. Gene Ontology annotation, cellular component: cytosol.
AGCUUCUCAUUUCAUUCCUCAUCACAUCUGUGGAGCAAGCCACAGAAUCUGCAUCUCUUCUCAGACACUCCAGCCUACAGUUGUCAGGUUGUGAUCCCUCUGUAAGAUGACCCACCAGUUUCCGACCCUCACCACAGAGCAGAAGAAGGAGCUGCAUGAGAUCGCUUUGCGCAUCGUGGCUCCUGGGAAAGGCAUUCUAGCAGCUGAUGAAUCAGUAGGCAGCAUGGGGAAGCGUCUGAAUCAGAUAGGAGUGGAGAACACAGAGGAGAAUCGUCGCCUGUACCGUCAAGUCCUCUUUAGCGCAGACGAGCGCAUUGACAACUGCAUCGGCGGAGUCAUUUUUUUCCACGAAACCCUCUACCAGACUUCUGAUGAUGGUAUUCCUUUUGUUAAAAUGAUCAAAGACAAAGGGAUCACUAUUGGCAUCAAGGUUGACAAAGGAGUAGUUCCCCUGCCGGGAACUAAUGGAGAAACUACUACACAAGGGCUGGAUGGUCUGUCUGAGAGAUGCGCUCAGUACAAGAAAGAUGGAGCCGAUUUCGCCAAGUGGCGCUGUGUAAUGAAGAUCAGUGACACGGCCCCAUCUUCGCUGUGCAUCACAGAAAAUGCUAAUGUCCUUGCACGCUAUGCUACUAUCUGCCAGCAGCAUGGGAUUGUACCCAUAGUGGAACCUGAGAUCCUACCUGAUGGAGAUCAUGACCUCAAGCGCUGUCAGUUUGUUACAGAGAGGGUUUUAGCAGCAGUGUACAAGGCCAUGUUUGAUCAUCAUGUGUAUCUGGAAGGCACCCUGCUCAAGCCCAACAUGGUGACCCCUGGACAUGGCUGCCCCACCAAAUACAGUGCCGAUGAAGUUGCCAUGGCGACUGUCACUGCUUUACGCCGCACUGUGCCUCCUGCAGUCACUGGAAUAACUUUUCUCUCUGGAGGUCAGAAUGAAGAGGAGGCCUCGGUCCACUUAAAUGCCAUCAAUAACUGCCCACUGGUAAAGCCCUGGGCACUGACCUUUUCUUUUGGUCGAGCGCUGCAGGCCUCAGCACUGAAGACCUGGCGUGGUCAGAAAGAAAACCAGAGUGCUGCCACUGAGGAGUUCAUCAAACGUGCUGAGAUCAACAGUCUGGCAUCCCAGGGGAAGUAUUCUGGUGGAGGGGACAGCAGUGGAGCUACUGGUCUUUCGCAUUAUCUGUCCAGCUAUGCAUACUGAAAUACUAUCAUUACCAACUGUCUAUCAUUAUUCCAAAUCUUCUCAAAUACAGCCAAUUCCCCUGCCAGUGUUGUAGAAAUGACUGUCCUCUGAUACACACACACACACACACACACACACACACACACACACACACACACAACUUCAAGGUGUAUCUUAGGUUCAGUACAUAGCUGUUUGAACUAAAUCAGUAUUAAAGCUGUUGAAAUUAACUAAACGUCUCAAACACUGAUUAGAAAAGCGUAUAAAUGAUUAUGAAUACCAUAUGGAUAAAUGUGAUCUUGUAACUCAGCCAACACAAUUUGGGUUUCUCUUUACAACUUGUGCUUUACAGUGCUUGAUGGAAACAUGAUUUAAAUGUCUCUGUGUAAUGGAUAGGAAUAAGUUUAUUCACACUUAGUACCUGUGAGCCGUGUACUUUUG